AUGGUAUCAUUUUCUAGCUUGGCCAGCUUCUGCCUGGCUCUCGCCUCGCACGUUUCUGCGACAAUCCUCCAGAACGGACAGGUGAAGGAGACCAACUACCCGGAUACUUCCAUUGACCCGGCCGCACAAUCAUUCAAGACAUAUCCCGCAAACGCCACCGAAAUCUCCUACAAGGGCCGGUGGGACUCCAAAUAUGUCUCGUGGUGGUCAGCGCCGGGUAUCUCAUUCGGUUACACUGGGCAGACGGUAGCCAUCUCCUUUGGCAACUUGACCGACAAUGGUGUUCUCGUGGGCUACCGCAUCGGAGGGCUUGACUGGAUGUUUACCAACAUCACUUCCGGCGCCACACAUCUCCUCGUGAGCCCCGAUGCUCCGGGCUCGAACGAGACGGCACCCAUUAACCCCACCACCUUUGAACUCCGGGUCACCAACUGGGCGUAUGGGGUUCAAAUCGAGGCCGUCCACGUUGCUGAAGGUGAGAAGUUGAUCAAGAUCCCGGAUUUUGGCCGUCGCAUCGAGGUCAUUGGUGACAGCCUCGCCGCGGGCAUGUACACCACAUAUGAAGGGCUGUCAAGCUGGGCUUACGGUCUCGGCGCCGGGUUGGGCAACACGGAAUACACUGUCACUGCGUACCCCGGAAUUUGCGCAGCGGACCAAGACUGCUGGGGUAACCCGCGGGGGCAAGCUCAUCAGUGGUUCUACACCUCCGAUACGAGCUACCGCGCGUCGGUCAUUCACGGUGAUAACCCGGAGCCCUGGGACUUCGAGAACCAUCCGGCCGCCGACAUCGUGGUCAUCAACAUCGGCACCAACGACAACAACGAAGCGAACAAUGUCACCACGGAAGCAUACAUCGACGGCCUAACUAAGAUCAUCCAGGGGGUUCACAGCAAAUGGCCUAAAGCCCAAGUCGUGGUUUGUUCUCUCUGGUUAGGCUUCCAUCAAUCCGGCAACUCAUUUUCCCCCGAGUGGACAGAUGGCUGGGUCAAUGAGAUCUACGACCUAGUCCAAUGGUUCAACUCGAAAGACUACCUCAAAAACCCCACCAUAUGGGACGGCGUCACCAACACGACGUCAACCACGGGCAAGAAGUCGGACCCCUUUGUCCACUACUUCAACACCACGGGCAUCCUACAGCACAACGAUAUUGGGCCGCAGUGGCACCCUACCGAUGUCGGCGCCAUUAAGGUUGCCAGCCAUCUUCAACAGUUUAUUCGUAUUAAGUUUGGCUGGGACCUUUACGCUACGGGGCCAGAGAUCUUCCAUGAUACGCUUUAUUGGAACGAUGAGCAGAGCUACUGA
Messenger RNA from Dichotomopilus funicola, 1302 nucleotides. RefSeq names its product lipase. NCBI's taxonomy places the organism in Eukaryota, Fungi, Ascomycota, Sordariomycetes, Sordariales, Chaetomiaceae. Gene Ontology annotation, molecular function: carboxylic ester hydrolase activity. The record is from RefSeq and is a predicted model, not a curated record. The coding region runs from base 1 to 1302 and encodes 433 amino acids. The transcript is spliced from 7 exons.